Messenger RNA from Drosophila arizonae, 1881 nucleotides. Its product is annotated as negative elongation factor B. Lineage: Eukaryota; Metazoa; Arthropoda; Insecta; Diptera; Drosophilidae. Gene Ontology annotation, biological process: negative regulation of transcription elongation by RNA polymerase II. The record is from RefSeq and is a predicted model, not a curated record. Gene Ontology annotation, cellular component: nucleus; NELF complex.
GCAGCCCUGGUUUCACAAUCUGCCAUUUGCUAUUUGAGUGAAACAGACAAUAAUUUGUUUUGUUGAUAAAAAAAAAAUGAGCACGCCUGCAAAAAGCACUGGCACCGGUCUGGAGGAUGUUAAUAUACCAGGCCAAGCGUUUCUACGUGAAGCGCUCACCUCAUGCACGGAUCCACUGAAAGCCAUCGAGAGCUUUCAACUCGAAAAUGGAGUUUUGCUGCCUUCUCUGCGUCCGAUGUUGCCUUUAUUGGAUUUGCAUGGUGUGCGACGUCUGGACUUCCAUACUUCGCUUAUGGAGGAGUUGCGUGACAAACUAAUCGCGCACAUUAACGAGCUGGGUCAGAAGGAUCCACGCGAGCGCGAAAAGAAACUAAAGGAUUUGCUGGUCAAGAGUUUUCCCGUGGUGCGUGUUAAACAUUUGCGUCCUGUUGUGAUGGCCAUACUUCGAAAUACCCAGCACAUUGAUGACAAGUACUUGCGCGUUCUGAUGCGCGAUCGCGAGCUCUAUGCGGAUACAGACACAGAAGUCAAGCGGCAAAUAUGGCGCGAUAACCAAUCCCUAUUUGGUGACGAGGUGUCUCCACUACUAUCGCAAUAUAUUCGCGAAAAGGAGCACAUCCUCUUUGAUCACACCAAUCUGAAUAACUUGUUCUUCCAGCCCACACCGAAGGUGCGCCGCCAGGGCGAGGUAGUCCAGAAGCUGGCCAACAUGAUUGGCAAUAGCGUGAAGCUUUAUGAUAUGGUGCUCCAGUUUCUGCGGACUCUUUUCUUGCGCACACGCAAUGUACAUUAUUGCACGCUUCGGGCAGAGCUGUUGAUGGCACUGCAUGAUCUGGAGGUGCAAGAGAUCAUCUCGAUCGAUCCGUGCCACAAGUUUACGUGGUGCCUGGACGCUUGCAUUCGGGAGAAGAAUGUGGAUAUUAAACGCUCGAGGGAACUUCAGGGAUUUCUGGAUAACAUCAAACGCGGACAGGAGCAGGUGCUUGGUGAUCUCUCCAUGACACUGUGUGAUCCGUAUGCCAUUAAUUUUCUGGCUACCUCGGCCAUCAAGAUUCUGAAUCACUUGAUCAACAACGAGGGCAUGCCGCGAGACAAUCAAAUUUUGAUAUUAUUGCUGCGCAUGUUGGCAUUAGGAUUGAGUGCCUGGUUCAUGAUCGACACCCAGGACUUUAAGGAGCCGAAGCUCGACAGCCAGGUUGUGACCAAGUUUCUACCUGCUCUAAUGUCGCUCAUGGUGGACGAUCAGUGCCGAAGCCUACACGCCAAACUUCCUCCCGAUGAGCGUGAAUCCGCAUUGACAACCAUUGAACACUCUGGCCCGGCGCCGGACGCCGUAGAGGCCUAUAUCCAGGAGAGCUCGGUGGCCAGCAUUUUGGCUAUGUACUAUACGCUGCACACGGCUCGCGUCAAGGAUCGCGUCGGUCUGCUGCGAGUUCUAGCCAUAUUGUCGGCCUGCAAGGACUAUCGUGCCUACGAGGAUCCCUUCCUCCACUCGCUGAUUGCUCUGCUCAUACCCAUGAGCGAGGAGUUCGCCACCGAAGACUUUUGCACCACCCUCUUCGAUGAGUUCAUUUUCGCGGGUCUAACGCGCGAGAACGUCACCUCCAGGCACAUGAUGAAGCUGCUCUGGUACAUAUAUAAUAAGUUGCCCGCUGGUCGCCUGGCGACACUGAUGAAGGCCAUGCAGCCAACGUCGGCACACAAUGAGCACAUCCACAAACUCUACGAGACGCUGCAGGAGCGUAUUGGCACGGCCGUGGCUCCAGAGACAGCCACGCCUACCGUACUUGAUCAGCCGCCCCCUGACUACGAUUCACCUUUGAAGAGCGUGCCCACACCAGGACCUCAUUAUAGCACACAAUAAACUACGUAGAUAUAUAA